GUCGCCAUUACGGCUGUCGCCAUUUAUGCGAAGUACUUGUGAAUUCGGAAUUUUUUCUCAAUAUAUGGCCGAAUUGAGGUUUAUGGGUUGAGGUUUUAUCUUCAAUUUUAUUUCAAGAACAUGGAGUGACAAUGAAUCACCCAAAUCCAUCAGGCAACGGCUGUUCUCUGGAGGAUUGUUACGCCAACAUAUUUGCAUUGACGGAUAUUUGCGGGAUAAAAUGGAGGAAAUUGACAGCCAAAGCUGAUUAUAGCCCAAAUACGGUUGAUCAUUUGGAGGACCCCGUGCUCGAGUCCUAUUCCAGAUGCAUUCAGGCCGAUAUUCUCUGUGUUUGGAGAAGGGUACAAAGGUAUUCGGACCAACCACAGAGGGUUAUAGAUCAGCUGUCCCACCAUAAGGAGUUGUGGAUAUUUUGGUAUGGUGAUGAACCGUCUGUCCUUGGUAACCUCCUGUCUCCAUAUUUAGAUGAAUCUGAACAUGGAUCAUGGGAUAAAGACAAAGAUAAAGACAAGGAUAACUCUCUCUCUUAUGAGUGCCGUACAUUACUCUUUAAAGCCCUUCAUAACCUCAUAGAAAAAUGUCUGUUAAGUAAAGGUUUUGCCAGGCUCGGAAGAUGGUUUGUGCAACCUUUUGACUCCACUCAAGCCAACACAGAAAGAGGAACUCAUCUGUCCUUCAGUUUCAACUUUUUCCUGCAUGGAGAAAGCUCUGUGUGUGGCAGUAUUGAUGUUAAACAACACCCACCUGUAUGGAAUCUAACUCCACAGCACUUGACAUUGGCACAAGAAAAUCAGGCCAAUUUCCAAGUCAUCCUUGCACCCUAUGGAUUAAAUGGAACCCUGACUGGAAAUUCCUACAGAGAAACCGACCAAUCGGCCCACAAAAUUCUGGAGGAAUGGGGACGAUUUUACCCCCUUAAUGCUGAUGAUCUGAAAGAUGAUGCAAGUCGCCCACCUCCUCUGGUGGAAGUAAUUGUUGCUGGAGUCCGAAUGAAGUACCCAUCUUGUUAUGUGUUCUUAUGUGACUCUGAAGAAUCUCCAGCUCGUGCAGCCCCACUCUGUUACUCCACAUCUCGUGGUCAAUCAGGUGGUCAAAUGACUCCGCCAGUCUCACCAGAAAAUCUAGUUGGGGGUGAAACUGGUAUCAAAAUACUACCUUCCCUCCACUACUCUGGCAAUCCAAGUGAACUCAACACAGAUAUAGUAGCUAAUACUGCAAAUGCAUUCAGUAUCCAGAUACGCAACAGAGUCAGUCAGGAUAACUGUGUCACAUCAGGCAUAGUCAAAAGAUCAACUGAAACCUACAAUGACAGCAAUGUUGCAGGGGUAUGGGAAUUCAACGAUCCCACUGCUAAAACAAACUGCAACUGUCUAAGACACAGAGCAAACAAAGCAAAGCAGAGUCUGGCGAGUCAUGGGAAAGGUCCCAAUACCGCUGGUACCAAGCAUCAGAAGGGGGAGAACCCAGAGAAACUUGAUCGUCAGCAAUCACGUGUGAAUCGAAGUUUAACUUCUUUCCACAGACGAGCACCCUUGACUGACGAUUUGCUUCAGUUUGACAUGAUGGGGAUGAUGCCACAAGUUCAACCUCUUCCUCCACCUACUGCCAACUUCAGCUCUACGGCAAGUGCCAAUGUGUUGCCCCAGCUUAAUGAGGGAGUUGGAGUGGAGUCUCCAUCUCCAGCAGCCCCCUCACCAUUGGACGAGCCCCACAGUCAGACUGUUGUCAACCCCAGCGUUGACCCCACCAUGCCUAAACUUAGCCCCCACCCUCCAGCUGAGGAAACAGCUGAAAAGGAAGUGGGUGCAGCAGUUGGAAAGCCUGCUGCAGAAAGUGUUAUCAAUGGAGGAGUGGACAAUGUUGCCAAACCGACAGAAAAUGCCUCCUCAGUCUCCCAAAAGGCUUUGACAGACAGUGUAUUUUCACCUAACUCAUGGCCAACAAGCCAAGGAGACAUUGUUAAGAAUUCUAAUGUAAAUAGCUGGAUUUCGUCUCAGCAACGCCAGAUUGAUUCUAUGAACCUGAAAAGGCCUGUUUUACCUUCAAAGGACUGUGAACAAGAUGAACUAGUCACAAAUGCUUUAUACAGCUUUGAACAAGUCAAUGUAUGGAAUAACUUUCCUGUGAAAAAGGCCAGAGUUGAGGGUCUGUAUCUGGCCAACUUAAUGGGAUCACAGGUUCCUCAUGAUCCACGUCAGAAUAGUAUGCCAAGCCCGGCCCAGAAAAAUCACAAGCCCUCAACACCCCAGCCCUCAGCUCCAGACAUAUAUGAGUUCUCUGACGAAGCCUCUAUCAACCCAUCCCCAAUCUCAACACGAAGCUUUCGAAGCAGUCGUGAUGAUCGUUCUUCAUUUAGUAAAAUGGAAGACGACAAGGACCCCAGUAGACACAAUAGUGAUUCUUUUAUGUUUCCUGAUCGUGCAUCGCAUGGAGGAGAAUCGUUGGGUUCACCACCUGAGACACCAAAUCCUGUCCCGACACCUAGCCUGACACAUGAGUAUGAUCUCCGACCAACUCAGAGUGAUCUGGAUCACAUCUUUGAUGACUCGGAUAACGAGGAUCCUUUUACUAGUCCAAGUGUAGUUGCAGAAAAGGCAACAGAGGAAAAGAAGUUUCCAGCAUCCCUUGCAAGUGCUGUGAUAAGUGAUGGAUCAAUAGCUGCUUCAGAGUUGAUGAGGAUGUAUCCCACUCCACCGUCUAACCCAGAGUCCUGUCAUGACACGGCCAUGGAGGUGUCCUGUGUUGAAAUAAAGCCAGUAAUCAAAUCAGAGAUCUUCCAGUGUGGCAGUAACCCAGUGGAAGACUUUUCUAGGGAUUGGUCUUAUGUGUACAAUCAGCCAACUGCGGCUCGGUUUGACAUGUCAAGUAAAUACUCGCCAGUCGAUCUUCCUAGUGCUAAUGGUCAGUUGUCUCCUAUCCAACAACCACCUGACUACAAAGCAUCAUGGCAGUUCCAGAUGCCCAUCAUGGAAAAACCGAACCCAACAAGUUAUAUAAAUGUGCCGUCCAUAGAGAACAUCCCCAGUCUCUCUUCACGCAUGCCCUCUAGUGCUGUGGCGGCGUCGCCAGCCCCGUUCCAGAACAGUGUUGGCCAGCAGCGCACUCCCAUGUCAUAUGAGCUUCAGUCUCCAGCAUCUAAUGCAUCGUCUUAUCUUAACAAGACUCUCAACUCUAUAGACAAUUCAGGCACAAACAAUCAGAUGCCAGAGGUACACAGUCUCAUCGUUAACAUAACAUUGUCUGACUCGAGACUCAACUUAUUCCGUGAUUAUAACUUUGAUAGCUGCAAUAUUUGUGUGUGUCAGAUGAGCAUUAAGGGUGUGGACGUGGGACUUUACAUGCCCGACCCAAGUGGUGCUCCUCCCGAGCCACCAGAACGGUGCUCGUGUGGCUUCAGUGCUGUUGUGAAUCGUCGAGUUGGACACAAUGCUGGCCUGUUUUAUGAGGAUGAGGUAGAGAUUACAGGCAUACGCGAUGAUCGUUACGACCAAAGGAAACCUAGUUUGUUAGCUAUGGAAUACCAACAAAAAGACAAUAAUAAGUCCGAAGACUUCAAUCAAAUGGAAAUGGAGUUACUUUUAGGACAGUUUACAAUGCCCUACUCUUCAUUCGCUGCUACAGAUCACAUGUUCAAACUAUGGCUCUCCAACUCUUCACAUUAUUCAGGAUCAGUCUUUGAUCUUCUGCAGCUACAGGAUGGAAAUGAGGUGUCAUAUCAGGCACUGGACCAGGGACGUCAGGCCAUGGAACACUGCCCACCAUGUAAACUAGAUGAUCCACAUAUGAAGAAGAGCUGCCUUCACAAGUGGCAGUUUCUACAAGGUGCUGGAAGGAUUCCACAGAACUCUCAAGACAGCGUUCGUCUUCUGAAGACCCUCCAGCCCUUACUGCAGGAUGCCAUACAGAACAGUCGAGUAACAAGGUUGUGGGAACACACUUACAAACUGUCAGGUCCUCUCACCUGGAAAGAGUUUCACCAGCUGGCUGGCAGAGGUGCAGAUGAGAAUUCAGCUCCUCAGCCGAUCCCUUCAUUCCUUGUUGGUUACGACCGAGACUGGCUCUCUGUCUCACCACAUGCUUUGCAUUUUUGGGAUAAGCAGUUCCUGGAACCCUAUGGUAAACCUCGUGAUAUUGCCUAUGUGGUGUUAUCUCCGGAAAAUGAUUAUAUUGUCAAUGCUGUGAAGCUGUUCUUCAAAGAGCUCAGCACUGUGUAUGGUAUGUCUAAGAUGGGAAGGCACUGUCCAGCUUCCAAGGUUCUCCGUGAUGGCAUUAUGAGGGUCGGCAGGAAGGCUGCAGAGACUGUAGUGAAUGAGUCUGUGGAUGAAUGGUUCACACAAAUUGGAGAUUCACCUGUAGCUGAAAAACUGAGACUCUACGCAAAAGUUUGCUUGCAUCGUUUAUCACCAUAUCUGUCACAAAAUAUGGACAUGAAGUCUUUGUUUGAACCAACGACAACACACAGACCUGGCUACAAGACACCAGACUCUUCAGCACCCAUCCCUACGCCUGCCUCUUCUGUUCCCAACUUGCAAUCAGAUCACUCCACAUUCAAUGUACCUACAUCACAGGCAAACUCCUCCGAGGACAAAGAAAAUUCCACUCAGGAGAAUGGGGAACCACAGAAGGACAUGAGUUUUGGUAGACAAGACGAUGAAGACGAAAACACAAACUGUCCAGCAUUGGUCAUUUACAUUGUCAAUCCCUUCACCUAUGGCCAUGAGUGGGAUAGCAGUCUUGACAGGCUUGUCCACACAGGGCUUCUCAAAUGUUAUCAGGCCCUUGUCAAAACACUACCUCCUCAACUACAACAGAAUAUUAAUCUACAGAUGGUUCCCCUUAAGACAAUCCUGGAGAAUACUGAAAAAGGUAGUAACACACAGCUGUUGAAGUCCAUGUCAUUUUCUGUGUUCAAUAUGUGUGGCUGGAACCUAGUACACACGGUUAUGGGCAGGUCCCUUACCGGGUUUGGUCCUGCUGCUGCAGCCGACCGCCUUCUCAAGAAAAAAGAGGUUGAAAAGAACCGUUUGUACAGUCCUCCAUUUAUUCUGGCCCCCACCAAGGACAAGCAGGCCAUACUAGCUGAGUCAACAUGUGGGGAGAAGAUUGAGAAGAGUAAUGUCCUGUUCUGUGUGUACUGUCUGUCGGAGGACCAGCGCUGGCUGCUGGGCGUCUGUACUGACGAAUGUGGUGAACUCAUGGAGACUUGUACAAUUAACAUCGAAAUUCCUAAUAGAAAUAGACGUCGGAAAGCAUCUGCAAGGAAGAUAGGUCUGAAGAAAUACUGGGACUUCAUACUUGGAGUUGUAUCAGUUGUGGCUAGCCCUUGUCGUCUGGUUAUAAGUCGAUUUGGGCGGAUUGGUCAUGGAGAAAUGAAAGGUUGGUCUGGCCUCCUGAGCAAGAAAAACAUUAUGAGGGUAAGCAAGCAGGUGAAGGAAUCUUGUGUGCAGUGUUCCCUUCUCAGUAGUACAGACGUACCUGGAGUAGUUAGCGCCUGUCUUGUCUCCCUUGAAGCUCAACCCUCCUUCCAUAUCAUGGCUGACGCUGUUAAACUGGAGGAAAAGAUGUCUUCUAAGUGUCCUCUACAGACUCCACGCGACACCUCUGUCACUCACAUACUCGUCUUCCCAACCUCGGCUAAAGCUCAGGCUAAUUCCAGUGCGAGUGAGCCUUCAGGAGGAAUGGACAUUGUCAAUCAUAAUUUAAUGGAGGAUAACAUCCUUGAGUGUUUAGAAACAGAUUUCAAUGCUGACACAGACGAGGACUUGUCCUUCCUCAACUUGUUUGAAUCACUGAAAAGUGACCCCCUCCCUAACAUCCCUGGAUCUCCAACUGGAAUGGACACUGGUCAUCACCCUUCAAUUGGCAUGAACGACCACUCAUCUAUUGGACAGAAUAUGUCUGGAUCGGAUCCCCAGGAUGAGCCUACAAACCUCCUACAGCAGCCCUUGGCUAUGGGGUACUACUUAUCCACAGCACGUCAUGGUCCACUCCCACGCUGGUUCUGGUCAUCUGCUCCUGAGAAUGAAAACCACACCCUCUCCUGCUUCAAGGCUGCACUCCAUGUACAUAAUUCACAAAAACAUGACGACUUCAUGCAGUCAACACAGAAUAGGAAUUCUCAUCCAUUGGACUCUGGCCUUACUUGUGAUGUGCUGAGGUAUGUUUUGGAGAACUUCAACUCGUUGUCAUGGUUAACGUAUGAUGUGGUGGAGAAUGAUCGUCAGUCCUGUCUGCCCAUACACUUUGUAGUGUUGCUACAGAUGUACCAUGCAUUGAAUGCAUUUGUGUGAUAGAAAUUCUGAAAACUAAACGGACAGAUGAGGCAGAGUGGAAAAGAUAACACAUGAACAAGUUAUGUGUGGUGCUAUAGGUGAGAGCAACAGCUCCGAUGCCUGUUAGGUUUGUGAGCUACAAAGAAUUCAAAAGAAUGCAUCUGUCUCAAAAAAUCAGAUAAUGGACUGAUCAACAGAUAAGAAUAAAAGAUGUGAUACUGUUGAAAGUUGUGUGAGUUCACAAAGGACAGACAGGAGCGACAGAAGUGGUGCUAUAUGCAUUUGUCUUGAGAUGGAACUAGUAGAAUACAGGACGAUUAGACCUAUGUUCUUACCGGUACGAGUGGUGCUACUGACAGAAAUCAUUCAUGGACUACAGGGAGGGAUAAUAAAGAUGUCCACAAAGCAUUGUUAACAGUAGUGGUGCAGUUAACGGCUGGUGUCCUGGAGAGAAAAAAAGGUUGUGGUGCUACUUCGAGAUGAGUAGUACAGGACAGACAUUUAAAUUAUACAUAGAUGUGCUAUAAAGUAUGUACUAUGUCAACAAGCGCAAAAUACAAAAGGAGGUAAAUAUUGGAUAGGGUCUAACCAUAGUAUAAGAAUCUCUGUACAGGAUCAGAUGGACUAUUGAUCUCGUUUCUUUUUACACUGUACAAGCAUUGUGUUUGAGAGAAAUCUAUAGGUGAUAUGCAUGUUAAUGUCAGAUUAUGUGUCAAGUCAUGAAUGUAUCCCACUAAAAUCUGUCUGUUGGCAAAAUAUUCUAAAUGAAAUGAAUGGAAAACCUCAGGGAGGAAAUUAUUAGUUUAAAUUUAUUGAGUAUUUGUUAAUAUUAUGAACAGAAAACUGGCAAUAUAAAGCCAGAAACAAAAUGGAUUAAUUUAUUUGUUAGAGCUUGCUUGUUUUCUUUGACCUAGAUGUGUGACAUUUUGUAUUCACAAAUUAUAAUGAAACAACACCCAACCCCUCUAUUUAUUUUUGAUGAAGAUCAAAGUGGAUUUCAAUAUGUGAUAGAAAACUGACUUGCUGUGUUAUUUAAGUUAAAUAUUAUUGCUACAGUCAAACUACAAAACAUGAAAAGGGUAUUUAAGAAAUCUUUUUCUGUCUGAUUUUUUUUUUAGAUGGUAGGAUAUACUGGAUCAUAGAAAGAAUACUCCAUGUUAUAUCCCAUUAUGUCCCUGCAUCUCGGCCCCAUUUCCCAUGCCUUAUAUUAUCCUGCAUGUAGAAGUGUCAAGUCAUCUGGACUCAAUGGUGAAAUGUCUAUUUAUCCUUACUUAACUAUGGUACAUUCUUGUUGAAAUGCAAAAGAAAAUGAUAUGGAUAAAAACAAUGAUAUUUAUAAGUCGCAAUAACACAAAGGCUGCUAAUCCAAUCUCAUUCGAACAUGAUACAAGUUUGUGUUGCACCAAAUAAACAACAGUUAUUUGAUACAAAUGUUGGAAUAUGUUGUCAAGAGGCAGAAAAUUCAAUAAGAGGCAGCUGCAGGUGAUUUGUUACCUGUUCGAAUUGUAGCUACUACAUAUACUUGCUUGGUUAAUAGUAUAUCCAAACAGCUGCUUCAAGUAUAUCAAACACUACUUGUUGACAUUUAGUGAAUUGAAAUCUCGUUAAGAAUCAGCCUUUGAAAUCAUGGUUAACUUUGUCAAAAUUUUGACAAGUUCAUGGGUCAAAAUUCUAAUUUGUGAUAUAUGUGUUUCCAUCACUAUUUCUUAUUUAAGUAAAGCAUCAUGCAAUUGUCAGGUAUAUAUAUAUGUACCAUAAGACAAAACUGAAAAAAAGUGGGGGGGGGGGGGGGAGCAAAUUUCUAAACUCUCUUGAAGCAAAUUACUAAACUCUCUUGAAGUAAUGUUGUAUGUUUACAUACAUGGAUUUAGACACAUGUACAUAAAAAAGAUGGAUCUGUUAUAAUGAUGAGGACCGUAGUAUUCCGAUGGCACGUGAGGGAUUUUGUGUAGUUUCCGAUGCCACAGCACAAUUAAAUCAGCUAAAACAGUUUGAUUGCAUCUUUGCUUUUAAUGCAUUAAGUACCAUGCAUAUUCUUAUUCAGUUGAUGAACAAGUUAUCAGCAUGCUUUUUCCCAAGGGAUAUUGAUUAGGACCAUCUCAAAUCUCUAAGAUCUAAAUGCUCAAAAAGUAGCCAACCAUAAUAUUAUUUUGUGCAAUCUCAUAAUACAGUCACCCUGGCACAAUACUCUGGCAAUUUGUAUUAAAAGUUUUGAAGAAUUUAGUGUUUUGUUUGCCAGUGCUAUUAAACCUGACAGUGUAAAUUAUUUUAUAUCAAUGAAAUGAUUGUGUAAUGAAAAUUUGUUAACUGUUGAUACGUUUAUAUACAUAAAUUUUUAUACAUGAAUGUAAAGUGCUGAAAGCUAAGCUUUAGGAUGAUAAUACCGCUGAUGCAAUAUGGCAUCUAAAAACCAGUUUCUGGUUUCCAGAACGUCAUAUGUCGAUGAAUAAGCAUGUUAAAAUCAUUCCUGUGGUUCAAGAUAACAAAGAGGCACAGAAAGGGUGACUUAUGACCUUGAGUUUUUGUUUUUCAUGAUAACCUGAAAUUGCUGUCUCAAUUCAUAGCAAUAUCGAUAUCGAUCCUUUGCUUCAGAUUCCUGUUGAAAUGCUAUUGCUGAAUUGCCAUUGAUGAAAGUCAGUUGUUUGUUAUCUAUUGUUUGAAGAUAUUUAGUAUAAAUUAUUCAACAUUCCAUUAGAUUUUACAGCUAUACCAAACAAAACCACAUAGAUUAUAUAUCAGACAGUUAGAAAAUCUACAUAAUAGAUAUACUUAGCUGCUAGCUGAUGCUUAUGUAACACUUGUAACAUAGUACUCAAAGUACAGAGAUUAACCAUACCAAGGACAGGUAAUCCCUUACAUAAGAGUGAAGUAUGUUAGAACUAUAAAGGAAAAUAGAAUCUAGUCACAAUUUCUACGGACAGAUAUUAGAUUGGCAAGUGUUUGCGGAAUUAGACAUUUAACUACAGUAUUUUUUUGUAGUACAUUGUAGUACCGAGGACCCCUUCACAAUGUUACUAGUCGGAUGUUGGCUGAAGGUAAUAUCCUCAGUACUAUAUAUUUAAUGGCUAUACAUAGGUGGCAUCAAAACUUUAUAAUGCAAUGAAAUUCAGAAAAUAUUAUUUUGACAAUCAUGAUCAGCACUGAAUAUUUAUCUACAGGCAUAA
Molecule: messenger RNA, 9436 nt
Organism: Pecten maximus
Lineage: Eukaryota; Metazoa; Mollusca; Bivalvia; Pectinida; Pectinidae
Product: mediator of RNA polymerase II transcription subunit 13-like
Biological process (GO): regulation of transcription by RNA polymerase II
Cellular component (GO): mediator complex
Molecular function (GO): transcription coregulator activity
Source: RefSeq, a predicted model, not a curated record